AUGUUUCUUUUUUAUUGGUUUCAUAUUGUCUCUUACGUAAACAAUGGCGACUCUUCCGUUUUUCUCUCUCGUUCUCUUUACUUCACUCUAUCAAAUUUUUCAAUCUAUUCUCACCACCUCAGUGUUCUUUCUUUCGUUUUUACCAGUUUAUUGUCCUUCUCUUUGUCUUUACCAGUCCGUUGUCCUUUCUUUUGUUUUUACCAGCCUAUCGUAUUUUGUCUUUAUCAGCCUAUCGACUUUUCUAUUGUCUUUACCAACCCAUUGUCCUUUCUUUCUCAUUGUCUUUUCGUUUGUCUUUGCCAAGCUUUGUUUUUACAAGUCCUUUUUCAUUCUUUUCUCAUUACCGACAAAUUUCUUUUGCCUUUAUCAGCCUACCUCCCUUUUUCUAGUUUUUACCAACCUACCUCCCUUUCUUUUCCUACCUCCCUUUCUUUGGCCUUUACCAGCCUACCUGUUUUGCCUUUAGCAGCUCACGUCACCCUUCUUUUGUUUUUACCAGACUACCUCCCUUUCUUUUACCUUUACCAGUCUAUCUUCUUUUUUAUCUUCUUUACUAGCCUGUCGCCCAUUAUCUUUACCACCCUAUCCUUCUUUCUUUUAUCUUUACCCGCCUAUUUUUGUUUGUCCUUACCAGUCCAUCGUUUUAUUUUUGUUCUUACCAACCUAAUGGCUUUUCUUUUAUCUUUACCAAUCUACUGUCCUGUCUUUUGCCUUUACUAG
Molecule: messenger RNA, 720 nt
Organism: Acanthosepion pharaonis
Lineage: Eukaryota; Metazoa; Mollusca; Cephalopoda; Sepiida; Sepiidae
Source: the annotation of a GenBank genome assembly